Caenorhabditis briggsae is the source of this 2487-nucleotide messenger RNA. Gene Ontology annotation, molecular function: G protein-coupled peptide receptor activity. Lineage: Eukaryota; Metazoa; Nematoda; Chromadorea; Rhabditida; Rhabditidae. The transcript has 16 exons. Gene Ontology annotation, cellular component: membrane. The coding region runs from base 1 to 2487 and encodes 828 amino acids. The record is from RefSeq and is a predicted model, not a curated record.
AUGCGAACAUCUUCUAUAAAUAUCCUAAUUAGCGGAAUCGCAAUUUGUGAUCUUUUUACAAUGUUCACAUGGGUUUAUAAAUAUUUGAGUUUGGCAGAUUUGGAAUACCCCGAGUGCAUCACAGCAACUUCUUUGAUUAAAAUUUACAUGGACGUCACUUCCUGGUCUUCUCAGUACCACUUCAGACGGACUACGUGUUGGCUGGGAAUUGUAAUGGCGAGUAUCCGUUAUGUAAUUAUGAGCAGAAUCUCUGACGUGAGACAUUUUAAAUGGGCGGAUCCAAAAAUGGGAUAUAUUCUAAUAGUAAUCGUAUUUGGAUCUAGUGGAGUUCUAACGGUGAUAUGGCAAUGGGAAUGUCAGGUUGUCGAAAAUCGUAACUAUUCGCUUGUGGCAAACUGUGCCGAGCAUCAAGAAAUAAACGGUAACUACAAGUUUUCUGUAACUUUGAGACCAUUUGCAAAUCUUGGGCAUUAUGUGAUAGUAAGGACAUAUUUUAUAUUGGAUGCUACACUGUCAAAUACUCGAGAAACCAUUCGAAGAAAUAGUACAACAACUGAAGACAAUGAAGAAAAGUAUGUGCUCAGUGUAAAAUUGAUCGUUUUCAUAACAAUCAAUUUUUUCAUUGCCGAAGCUCCGAUCGGAACAAUUGCAAUUCUGAAAACUUUUCUGGAAAGAACUGAUAAGUUAUUUCGAUUUUCCUCGGACCUCAAUGUUUAUUUUGUUAUUGUGGCAACGUUGAAUUCAAUAUUACACCCGAUAUCUUGUAUUUUUAUGUCUAGCCAGUAUCGGGAGACAUUGAAAUCAGUUCUUGGAGGAAAAAGAAAAAGUAUAAUUUCUGUGCAACCCAGAUUGAGCAGUUUUGUGUCUACUCCGGCAAUCCACAUUGCUCAUCAUCUACACCGGGCAAACUUCAUAUGCAGUUUCAUUUCUGUAAUCAUCAAUAUUUUUCAUUUUAUAAUUCUAUCAAGAAAAUCAAUGAGAACCAGCUCCACCAAUGUGAAAAUGAUUGGAAUUGCAAUUUCCGAUAUUUCCACAAUGCUCAGCACAAUUUAUAAACAUUAUUUUCUAGUGGAUGUUGAGAGCCCAGAGUGUGUCACCGCUUCUGUACGGUACAAGAUAUACUUGGAUCUUUCGGCGUGGACAUUUCAGGAUCAUUUCCGACGGUGUAGCUCUUGGUUAGGUGUUCUAAUGGCAAUUGUUAGACUUUUCGUUAUGAAAACGAUGCCAAAUUCUAGGUACGGUAACUGGUCAAAACCAAAAACUGGAUGUUUUUUCACAUUAUUGGUUUUUUGUGUCAGCGCAAUGUUAUCAAUAUUUUUUGUCUCUAGAAAUCAGAUUGUGGAAAAUAGAGCCUUCCCAUUGCCCUUAAACUGUGCCGAAUACCAGGACAUCAACUCAAGACCUCUAUUUUCUGUAAUUUUAACUCCAUUAUUUUCAUCUUCAAAUUUCCUUGUUCUACGUAUUUUUACCAUGUUCGAUGCCAUUGUGACCAAGUUCAUCCCUUGCAUUGCAUUUCCUUGUCUUACUGUAUUUCUGAUUCGAGAAUUACGAAAAUUCCAUAAUCGAGUUGUUAUGAAUGGAAGAAAACAAAGUGCCGUUAUUGGGGAGAAAAAUGAUAUUACAACGAAAUUGAUUGUUUUCAUGACGUUUGCAUUUUUUAUCGCUGAAGCUCCAUUGGGAACUAUUUAUUUAGUAAAAGUGUUUUCCGAUAGAGAUGAUGAGAUUUUCUUAUUUUCCGUUGACAUUAUUAUCUAUUUUGUAACAUUGAACACAUUAAACUCAAUUUCACAUUCAAUUUUUUGUAUAAUUAUGUCCAGUCAGUAUCGAAACACAGUUCGCGAAAUUAUGGGAAUUCAAAGGAGUGCGAAAUUAUCAACUGCAAGAAAUAAAACCAGUGUAGCUUCUAAACUUAUCUGGAAAACGUUUCCUCAUUUCUGUCUUCUUAUGACUUUUAUCCCUAUCACUCAUAUGGCAUUCUUGAUUGUCAAUACUUUUCGAAAUCUUCUUUUUACUAGUAAACUGGGUGUAGACGAAAUUCUAUGGAGGCUUUUACCAGUUAUUAUAACCUGUUAUCCGAUUUUAUUUUUUCCACCCGUCCCAUUUUGCAUAACAAUGGUUUAUUCCAUUUUUCUGAAUAUUAAGAUGGCGCCAGGAAAACAUUUAUUUGGGCAAAGAGCCACAAAAGGCGAACGGUGCCUCGUAAUUUCUAUCAAUUUCGAUGACCACCCUUCCUUGCAACUAGACAUGCUAAAAUACCUACCGGUUCUCAUAACAACUUUGUAUUAUUCGAGGCGCUUAUACUUUUUCAAAUCCGCCAAACGGCCCAUCAAAGUUUAUACCACGGAAUACAUCAGAAUGAUUUAUAUUGCAUUGUUUCUUUUGGUUUUUUAUGUUUUAACACUUCCACAAAUCCUUAUAUCUUUUCUCACUCACCAUACAAAUUUUUAUUCAUAUCCAACUCGUUUGUUGGGAUUCCAAGAAUCGUGA